GACAAAAAUGGAGCUCCAGAGACGAAAGAGGAGAAGCCGGCGCCUCUGGGAACGCUAAGUCAAUUUCAACAAACCCAACUACGGGCCCAGAUUCAAGUGUACCGUCUGUUGGCCCGGAAUAUGCCGAUCCCGGAUCACCUCAGUCAGCAGGCUCUGCGGUCCCAGGGUGGACCCGGCGUGGGACCGCCGAAACCGCCGGUUCCAAAACAGAAUAGGAUAACUCCGCUCGCCAAGCCGCAAGGUCUUGAUCCUCUCGAGCUCCUCAAGGAAAGAGAAAACCGAAUAACGCAACGCAUCGCUCACAGAAUCAACGAGCUGAAACGAAUCCCCGCGGUCUCGAUUCCGGAAGACCUCAAAGUCAAGGCUCUUAUCGAGCUCCGUGCCCUAAGGCUGCUUAACUUCCAACGUCAGCUCAGGACAGAAGUGACAGCAUGCAUGAGGAAGGACACGACCCUCGAGACCGCUCUGAACCCAAAACUGUACAAAAGAACGAAGCGUCAAGGUCUUCGAGAGGCGCGAAUCACCGAAAAGCUCGAGAAACAGCAGAAAUUGGAGCAAGAGAAGCGCAAGAAGCAGAAGCACCAAGAGUACCUCACCGCUGUCCUUCAGCACGCGAAGGAUUUCAAGGAGUUCCAUAAGAAUAACGUUCAGCAGAAAAUAUCUAAAAUCAAUAAGGCGAUCAUCACUUACCACCAGAACACGGAACGCGAGCAGAAGAAGGAGCAGGAGCGGCUCGAGAAAGAACGUAUGCGUCGUCUGAUGGCAGAAGACGAAGAGGGUUACAGAAAACUUAUCGAUCAGAAGAAAGAUAAACGUCUGGCUUUCUUGCUGACGCAGACCGACGAGUACAUCAACAACUUGACCAAAAUGGUGGUACAACACAAGAAAGAACUCAAAAAACUAAAGAAACCCAAGAAGCCCAAGAUGGAGAGCAUCGACGGCAAGGACGACCAGAACCAAGAAGUUCGGGUGCGCGUCAUCGAAACCGCGACGGGCACCGAACUUAGUGGAACAGAUGCGCCUUUGGCAACCGAAAUCGACACCUGGCUCGAGGCUCAUCCGGGGUGGGAAGCCGCCCCGCGAGACGCCGAAACGGACGAUUCGUCCGACGACGACGGAGUUCAACAAGUUUCAGAACCCGUCGACGAAACUCCGGUCGAACCUGCACCGGUCACGGUCACCAAAGACGACGACGAAUACGAGAAAAAUUCCGCCGCGCAGAUCCAGAACUACUACAACAUCGCGCACGCCAUUCACGAGCCGGUCACCGAGCAAUCGAGUCUCCUCGUGUUCGGUCGCCUGAAAGAGUAUCAGGUCGCGGGUCUCGAAUGGCUGGUCUCCUUGUACAACAACAACCUCAACGGUAUCCUUGCCGAUGAAAUGGGUCUCGGGAAGACCAUUCAGACGAUAUCGCUGAUCACCUAUCUCAUGGAGAAGAAGAAAGUCAAUGGACCUUACCUCGUCAUUGUUCCGCUCUCCACCCUCUCCAACUGGCAGCUCGAGUUCGAUCGGUGGGCUCCGAGCGUUUUCAAAGUUGCUUACAAGGGCUCCCCGAAUCUGCGUCGUUCGUUGCAAGCACAGCUCCGGAACGGCAAGUUCAACGUGCUGUUGACAACCUACGAGUACGUCAUCAAGGACAAAGCGACGCUCUCGAAAAUAAAAUGGAAGUACAUGAUCAUCGACGAGGGUCACAGAAUGAAGAACCAUCACUGCAAACUGACCCAGGUCCUGAACACGCAUUACACUGCGCCUCAUCGAUUGCUCCUGACAGGAACCCCUCUGCAGAACAAGCUACCCGAGUUGUGGGCCUUAUUGAAUUUCUUGCUACCGUCGAUUUUCAAAUGUUGUAACACCUUCGAGCAGUGGUUCAACGCUCCGUUCGCCACAACCGGUGAGAAAGUCGAGCUCAACGAAGAAGAGACGAUCCUCAUCAUCCGUCGUCUUCACAAAGUUCUUCGACCUUUCCUUCUCCGAAGACUGAAGAAGGAAGUCGAACACCAACUCCCCGACAAGGUCGAGUACGUUGUCAAGUGCGACAUGUCCGCGUUGCAGAGACUGCUCUACAAACACAUGCAGAAGGGAAUUCUGCUCACGGAUGGUUCCGAGAAAGAUAAGAAGGGCAAGGGCGGCAUGAAGACGCUCAUGAACACUAUCAUGCAACUGCGAAAAAUCUGUAAUCAUCCGUUCAUGUUCUCGCACAUCGAAGAGUCGUUCGCGGAGCACAUCGGCAACGGUUCCGGACAGCCAAUCACGGGUCCGGAUCUUUAUCGCGUCGCUGGAAAAUUCGAACUACUCGACCGGAUACUGCCGAAGUUCAGAGCGACCAACCACAGAGUGCUGGUCUUCUGUCAAAUGACAUCUUGCAUGACAGUCCUGGAGGAUUACCUCAGUUUCCGAGAGUUCUCCUACCUCCGUCUCGACGGAACCACCAAAUCAGAAGAUCGUGGUCAAUUGUUGGCGAAGUUCAACGCUCCCGAAUCGCCGUAUUUCCUGUUCCUUCUGUCAACAAGAGCAGGAGGUCUUGGGUUGAACUUGCAGACAGCAGAUACGGUGGUCAUUUUCGAUUCCGAUUGGAAUCCCCAUCAAGAUCUGCAGGCCCAAGAUCGAGCCCAUCGUAUCGGUCAGAAGAACGAAGUCAGAGUUCUUCGACUCGUCACCGUGAAUUCCGUGGAAGAACGUAUCUUGGCCGCGGCCAAGUACAAGUUGAACCUUGACGAGAAAGUUAUCCAGGCUGGUAUGUUCGAUCAGAAAUCCACCGGGAGUGAGCGUCGUCAGUUCCUGCAAGCCAUUCUCCAGGAUGAGAACGAGGAGGAAGAAGAGGAGAACGAGGUUCCCGACGACGAAACCAUCAAUCAGAUGAUCGCUCGAUCUGAGGACGAGUUUAACAUGUUCCAGAAGAUGGAUCUGGACAGGCGGCGAGAAGAAGCCAAAGUUAUCCCGCGCAAGCCUCGCAUGAUGGAAGAGAACGAGUUGCCGCAGUGGCUAGUCCUGAACGACGAAGAGGUCGAAAAGUUGACCCAUGACGACGAAGACGACCGGGUCUUCGGCAGAGGCUCAAGGGCUCGCAAAGAAGUCGAUUAUUCCGAUGCCUUAACUGAAAAACAGUUCCUCAAGGCCAUCGAAGAUGGCUCUGUUGAAGACUUCGACGAUGAGCCCGGCCCAUCUUCGGGCCGUCCUGGCCGCAAGAAACGGAGAAAGGUCGAAUCCGAGGACGAAGACGAAGCGUCGACCUCGAGGAAAAGACCCCGCAAAAGCCGUGGAGCGAAUAAGGACGAGAAGAGCAGCAUCAGUCCUCUUCUCAAACGACAAAUAAAAACUAUUCUCAACACAGUCAUCAGUUAUAAAGACGAAGACGACCGCGUGCUCAGUGAAAGCUUCAUGCAAUUGCCCCCCAGAAGGGAUCUUCCCGACUACUACGAGAUCAUCAAGAAACCCAUCGACCUGAACAAGAUGCAGAAACGCAUCAAGGAAGACUAUUACAAGUCCCUGGAUGAUCUCGAAGAGGACUUCAUGCUUCUGUGCUCGAACGCUCAGAAGUACAACGUCGACGGUUCGCUAAUUUACGAGGAUUCGAUUAUCAUGCAGUCCGUGUUCACAAAAGCGAGAGAACACGCUGGAAAGAAUGGAGACAAGCUGCUCGACGACGAUGACGACGACGAGGAGACUGAAAAGAAACCGAGAAAAACGAAAACCCCCCGGAGAGAGAUGCCGAAAAAGAAGCGGAAAAGCAAAUACGUUGACAGCGACGAAGAUGAGACCGAAGACAGCGAUUGAAGAUCUCCAAGAGUCGUUUAGAGCAGCGAAUAUGGUUGACGGAAGAGGACCAUCUGAACGGGCUCCACGCAGAAGUCAUCAGUGACUCUCUCGGAUUUCGGAAGGGCGGCGGAGCUGCAUUCCGACUUCCGACGGCAUCGUCGAAGGUAUCGACUCGGUUGCCGGUUUUUCGAGGGUGUGUUCUUUCCCGGAGAAACAGAAAUUCUCAUCUCUCCGUGCCGGAAGCUCGAAGGAGCGCCUACUCCAAUCAGGGCGGAAAUUAUAUUGAAACAUACGAGAACGAAUACAUUAUCCGCUUUAGGUAUCGGAGCCUAACUCCCUCCAAAUGGCUCCGAGCUCCGAGCCGCGAGCAUAUUCGGAAUUCGGGCGCCCUCGAAAAUGCUCAGAAGUUCAUGGAAUGAUCUGGAAGACUCCGGAAAAGCUUUGAAAAUUUUCGGGACCCUCUCAGACUGAGC
Galendromus occidentalis (western predatory mite) is the source of this 4229-nucleotide messenger RNA. It is a transcript of the gene brm, whose product is annotated as ATP-dependent helicase brm. Bases 121 to 3774 code for a protein of 1217 amino acids. Lineage: Eukaryota; Metazoa; Arthropoda; Arachnida; Mesostigmata; Phytoseiidae. The transcript is spliced from 3 exons. Gene Ontology annotation, molecular function: ATP binding; histone binding. The record is from RefSeq and is a predicted model, not a curated record.